Medicago truncatula (barrel medic) is the source of this 1416-nucleotide messenger RNA. Its product is annotated as calcium sensing receptor, chloroplastic. The transcript has 6 exons. Gene Ontology annotation, biological process: de-etiolation; regulation of stomatal closure; cellular response to calcium ion. The coding region runs from base 105 to 1283 and encodes 392 amino acids. The record is from RefSeq and is a predicted model, not a curated record. Lineage: Eukaryota; Viridiplantae; Streptophyta; Magnoliopsida; Fabales; Fabaceae.
CUUUAGAUAUCAACCACACAUCUCUAAUCACACUAAACACAAACAUAAACACUACUCCACUUCACUCCUCUAUCAUCAACCAAACCAACCACUAGCAACUAACAAUGGCAAUGGAGAUUACAGCCAUGUCUUCACUACCAACACCAAAACCUUCUCUUCCAUCUCCUUCUACCUUACCUCACACAAUCACCACUUUCUCAAAACCUCAACUUAGACGCAUAUCAUUACCAACAUCAACCACCAUUUCACUACUUACUCUCUUCACCCCUCCAAAUGAAGCUAGAGCUGCUGUUAACAUCUCCAAGGACCAAAUUGUUUCUUCUCUCACCCAAGUGGAGCAGACUAUUGAUCAGGUUCAGGUGGUUGGUUCUGGUUUUUUGGACUCAGCACAACGUGUUGCUGAAGCUGUAGGGAGUGCUUUGAAGCCUGGCUUCGAUACGGCGUUGCCGAUUGUGCAGCAGGCUGGACAAGAGGCUUUGAAAAUUGCUUCCCCAGCCUUCUCUGAGGCUUCCAAGAAGGCUCAAGAAGCACUUCAGAGCUCUGGUCUUGAUACCCAAACAGCUGCUAAGACAGUGGCAGAUGCUGCACAACAAACAACCAAGGUGAUUGAAGGUGCCAAGCCAAUAGCCUCAUCAACCAUGGAAACUAUAACUUCAUCAGAUCCUACCGUGAUUGCUGGAACAGCUGGAGCACUAUUCAUUGCAUACCUCUUGUUUCCUCCUAUCUGGUCUGCCAUCUCCUUCAAUUUUCGCGGGUACAAAGGAGACUUGACACCAGCUCAAACACUUGAUAUGUUAUGCACACAAAACUACAUUUUGAUUGAUAUUAGGUCAGAGAAGGAUAAGGACAAAUCCGGUAUUCCUCGCCUUCCGUCUAGUGCUAAAAACAAGAUGGUUGCCAUUCCAUUGGAAGAAGUGCCAAACAAAAUACGGGGACUGGUAAGGAAUGUGAAGAGAGUGGAAGCUGAAAUAGCAGCAUUAAAGAUUUCAUAUCUGAAGAAAAUCAACAAAGGCACCAACAUUGUGAUCUUGGACUCGUACUCGGACUCGGCAAAGAUAGUUGCUAGAACACUAACAGGGCUUGGAUUUAAGAACACGUGGAUUGUUGGUGAUGGAUUUUCUGGAGGCAAAGGGUGGUUACAGAGUAGAUUAGGAACAGAUUCAUAUAAAUUUUCGUUUGCAGAGGUGUUGUCACCAUCCAGAAUCAUCCCUGCAGGUGUUAGAGGAGGUUUUGGAACAACCAGCAGGCAAUCUACUCAGAAACUUCUUCCUGGGGCUGACUGAGAUUCUUUUUCCUCGCUCAAACAUUGAACUCUCGCAAAUAUAUAUGUGAAUGUGUGCCUUGAUUAAUCAAGUCCUCGAAAUUAUAUUAAUUUGAUUAUUUCUUAUAUACAAGUUAAAUCCCUUUUAAACUCUU